AUGGCGUCUUUUCCAUUCAAGUUGCCGUCCAUAAUCCCCCAGGACCUCCAGUUCAUCCACGAACUUGUCGGCGAGAUCACUGGGACACCGCCGCCGAAACCGGCUGCUCCGCCAGACAUACCACACGACCAGGAGGGCAUAGAGAGCUCCGACAGUGAUACUGAUAGCGAGAAGGAGGUCGAGGCAGAUAUUCUCAAUGGACUUGACGAGGAGGGGACGUCAGAUAGCCCUGCUAUACCUGUGCCGUCGGUAUCUACUAGCGACUCCGACACCUCUGAUUCUGACGUUGAGUCUGAACGUCCACGGCCUGCGCGCAGCACGGCCCCCAGGCCGGAAGAGCUCGACCUCGACGAGGAGGAGUCAGGUCCCGCUGUGACUGCCGAUGCGCAGCUCAAGACAAAAAACGAGAUCGCAGAGCCUGAGAUCAUCAUCCCCUCUGUGGAAGAGGUCGGCCCGCAGGAGGUCCUCGAGCGCGUCGGCGAGGUGAUGAGCAUCGUGGACAAGGUCGUUAUUGUUAGAGGCUCGGCGUCCGAGAUCGCCAACAGGGCGUCGGAGAGAGCCCUCGACUCCGAUACUCUUCUUGUCUUCGAGGACAGGAAGGUGCUCGGCUACAUUUACGAGACAUUUGGUCCCACAAAUCAACCUCUCUACCAGGUGCGGUUCAACCAGAAAUAUCCGCUUGACCCAGAGAAGGUGCAAGUCUCCCGCGCGGUCUUCCACGUUCCCGAGCGCAGUCACUUCGUCUUCGUCAGACAGCUGCAGCGGCUGAAGGGUAGCGAUGCCAGUAAUGUCAACGACGAAGAGCCCGCUGAUGACGAGAUCGAAUUUUCCGACGACGAGCAGGAGGCCGCCCACAAGCGUGCCGCCACGCAAAGGCGUGAGCAGUCGCGAGGGCGCUCCCAGUCCGUGCUGUCCUCUCGACAGCCAACACCCACGCCCUCCCAGAUGCGCGACCAAGACAUGGUCGACGACCUCUAUGGCGCCAGCCCUUACGACGAGCCAGGCACUUAUAACGACAUGGACUUCGGCGCAGGACCCUCCCGUCCAGCGCCAAUACCCUACGACGACCCGUACUCGGACAGCUACGGCAUGGAAGAGCCACAGCCCUCCUUCACCGCUCCUCCCGAAGUCUCUGAUAGUCGGAGCACGAUCGAGCCGCGGUCCCCCGAGCGAUCUGACGGCGGUAGCUCGUUUGGCGAGACCGACCGCAGUUCCCCGCGAGGACGUGGCCGCGGGCGCAAGAAGGACGGUGCGCGCGGCGGGCCUGCAUAUACCGAUGUCCGCGAAGAGCGCGGGCGGGGGUGGGGACGGGGACGGGGCCAUGCGCGCGACCGUGCGGGGCGCCGGGGCGAGCGCGGGCGAGGACGCGGAAGGGGCAGCGGUCGGGGUUGGCCGGGGCCCAGUCACCAGCAUGCGUACGCGGAGGACCGCGAGCGCAGACAACGCUCGCUGUCCCCGACGUCCCUUGCGAUCGCGCGGGCGACGGGGCAGUAUGCCGACGGGACCACCGUGCCGCCUGAUGCGCUCCCACCGCCGCCGCCAGCUGCUGCACCGCCGCCCGCGGUGCAGGAGGGCGGGUGGUACCCACCGCCUCAGCCUCAGCAGUACCCCGCGUAUCCCAGUCCGCCUCAACGUCAACAUCAGCAACAGCAACAGCAUCAACAGUUUGAUUCUCCGUUUACGUAUCAGAACCAGUAUGUGCAGCCGCAUAUCAACCCGCGGUUCGCGUCUGCGUUUGGCUGGGACGUGGGCUUCGCGCAGAGCGCCCAGUACGCGCCGCCGUAUGGCCAAGGACAUGGCUAUGGCGAUGUGGGUUAUGGAGGAGGUGGGCAGCCAUCUGGCAGCUGGAGCGAUGAGUGGACUGUCGCGGGUGGCAACUCGUCCGCUGGCCGUGGAGACCCUCAGAAUGGAGGGAGCUCUGGGCCGAAGAGUUAUAUUUUGCAAAUCCCGCUGGCGACCGAGCGUCUAUGGUGCACCGCCACUGGCGUUGAGUCGAAGAAGGCGAUGGCCCCGGAAAAUCCCAAAAUGGUCGGGCCACCGACGGCCUCUUUGUCUUCCCAAGGUCUCUUCCCUCGUGCACGCCCUGUCUCCCCUCACCCACCGCUCUUUUACCUCGGUUUUUCCUGUACCACACUCAUGUCGAACGGCAAGGUCGCUAAAGCCCUCAAAAUUCCUUCAGAGAAGGCGGCGGGCAAGCGGCGGGCCUCAGCGGUACCGCCCCCGCCAGAAGGCCACAGCGAGACCGACAAGUCGGUGGCACCGACCUCUGCGCAGGGCUCUCCGACGAAAGCAGGCAUGCAGACCCGCCAGAAGCGCGUUCUCCCGUCGCGCUCGCGGAGGGGCGGACCCGGGGUGGGGGCCUGCGACACGGACGUGAUGAUCCUGGACACGAUGCGGCGGAGACUCGAGGGCGAGCCCCUCAUUCCUGCCGGGACGCGCUUUCUGCUGACCACCAACUCCGCGCUGGUGCCGUCCUCGUCUGGCGCGGAUCCAGGCCAGCUCGAGAUCAACGCCCAGGCGUUUGGGCGGUAUUUCGACCGCCCCGAGGUGCGCCGCGCGUACAGGACGCAGCAGCUCAUCCAGACGCCCGAGUUCACUCAGCUGCCCGACGACGCGCACGUCGGGGGCCGCUUCCGCCCGCGCGGCUCAGAAGACGAGUCGGCAGACACGUCGGACGCCGCGUACGAGAAGCGGCAUCGCAAGUACGAGACCUUCGAGAAACGCGUGCGCCUCCGCGAGAAGGAGCAAUUGAAACACGAACAGUACAAGCUGAAAGAGCGUAUCGAGCAGCUGCGCGCGAUGGACGCCUCCGCGUUCCUUGCCCUUUCCGAGUCAGACUUUUCCGACGCGCCACCGCCCAUACCUCACGACGCUAUAGAACUUGAUGACGAGUUUGGCAUUUCGCACGCACACGGUAGCCCUGCGCACAUAGAGGGAGAGAGGCGGAGGAAGGAGAUGCUGGACGUCGCGUUGGGGCUGGAGGAGCGGUAUCAUACCUUGCUGCCUCCCGAUCGGAGAUGGCUGGAGAAGAAGGCAGCCAUGCAGGGGAGUGUCAGCUUAUCGGUCGAGCCUGAGCCCGAGCUCGAGCCCGUUGCAAAGCUCGAGCCAGAUUCGUCUGAGGAGGAAGACCAACUGGCGGGUGACGACGAACCAGAGCGGGAGGUAGAGGUUCUCCACCCUCAGCGCCAUGACGAGGACGGUGAGUCCGAAGUAGACUUCGAGGAGCGCGAUCGUGAACGCUCGAAGACGCUCAAGCUUAGAAUCAAGUUCCCUCCAAAAUUCAGACCCACCGAACCACCAGGCGUAUCCACGAAGCAGAUCACCCUCUCGCCUUAUCUGAAAGGCUCACUGGUGGGAAAGACAGAGAUUCACACUGUCACCAAAUCUCUUGGCCCAAAACGCGUUCGCGCGGCAAGUGGAAAAUUUCUACCAAAGAACAAGCCUGUACAUGACGCCGGGACGGGCAAGCCACAUCUCCGCAAGCGCCUUCGCACAGACAGUUCUGCCUCUACUGGGCAAAUGUCUCCAUUCCUCCGGAGAGGAGAGCCAGGCGAGUCGGUAUCCGCUGGCCCUCGCCGAAUGGCCGGCCAUGCUUCGCCAGCUGCCUCGAAGCCUUACGCGUCUCACACCCAUACGAGACACCACGAGCGCCCUCCGUGUCAACUGGUGCUCGCGGCCGAGCGCAAUGCGGUUGCGCCGUUGGCGCGCAAGACGCAGCGGCAUGUCACCGCCUUUGGGACGCGGGUUCCUCCAGAGAUUGAGGAGGUGAGGGACUACCAGAUCCCCGACUGGGUGCUCCCCAGUGAUGAAAGCGGAGACGGGUGGAGCGAGGUCGGGGGUCGUGCUUCUUCGUACACAGCUGCAGAGGAUCAUGCAUCGGUCGUCGGCUCCAGCAUUGCGGUCAGCAAUCUCGUCACGACGGUCGACUCGCCGCCACCAAAGGAGCUCCUACUUGUAGACGAUCAGGAUGACCCUGGUUGGACCGUACUACAAGACGAUUGA
Molecule: messenger RNA, 4002 nt
Organism: Sparassis crispa
Lineage: Eukaryota; Fungi; Basidiomycota; Agaricomycetes; Polyporales; Sparassidaceae
Exons: 8
Coding region: 1-4002 (1333 amino acids)
Biological process (GO): box H/ACA snoRNP assembly; ribosome biogenesis; pseudouridine synthesis
Cellular component (GO): sno(s)RNA-containing ribonucleoprotein complex
Molecular function (GO): RNA binding
Source: RefSeq, a predicted model, not a curated record